AUGCAACAGGAAAUAAGGAAUAGUAACACUCCGAACACAGGCAGCGGAAAUCCAGUAUCAAACCUUUCGAGCGCGCUACGGCAGGUGCAUCUGGGCAACAGCAACACAACAACAGACCAGAGUAAUAUCUCUAUAGACUACACUAGCCGCGCGCCGCAGCAGCAGCCGCUGGAUGAGCUGAGCCGCGGCGCAGCUGGGGGGCCGGCUGCGGGCGGCGGCCCGGAAGGAAGCAACAUGGUCGGGGCGUCGAGCGCUGCGCAGGUGACGGCAUUUGGCGGGCCCAGUGUAGUAGACAGCUCGCGUAUUACGAAGUUUUUCCAGAACCAGCCCAUGGAGGGCUACACGCUGUUCUCGCACCGGUCGGCGCCGAACGGGUUCAAGGUAGCGAUAGUGCUGAGCGAAAUGGGGCUAAAUUACAACACUAUCUUCCUGGACUUCAAUUUGGGCGAGCAUCGCGCUCCUGAGUUUGUGGCGAUUAAUCCAAACGCGCGGGUGCCAGCCCUGAUCGACCACAGCCUAGACAACCUUUCGCUGUGGGAGUCGGGGGCCAUCAUCUUGCAUCUGGCGAACAAAUACUACCGCGAGACGGGAACGCCCUUGUUGUGGUCCGACAAUCUUGCCGAGCAGGCACAGAUAAAUUCGUGGCUCUUUUUUCAGACGUCCGGUCACGCGCCGAUGAUCGGCCAGGCGUUGCACUUUCGCUACUUCCACUCGCAAAAGGUCCCUAGCGCCGUCGAGCGCUACACAGAUGAGGUUCGUCGUGUCUACGGCGUUGUCGAGAUGGCUCUCGCAGAGCGCCGCGAGGCCUUGAUCAUGGACCUCGAUUCUGAGAACGCCGCUGCCUACUCCGCAGGAACCACGCCACUCACCCAGAGCCGCUUCUUCGACUAUCCUGUAUGGCUAGUAGGAGAUCACAUCACCAUUGCCGAUCUGUCUUUUGUUCCAUGGAACAAUGUCGUCGACCGCAUAGGGAUCAACAUCAAGGUCGAAUUCCCGGAGGUGUACAAGUGGACGAAGCAUAUGAUGCGCCGGCCUGCCGUCAUUAAGGCACUCCGCGGCGAGUGA
Messenger RNA from Eremothecium gossypii ATCC 10895, 1065 nucleotides. It is a transcript of the gene URE2, whose product is annotated as glutathione peroxidase. Gene Ontology annotation, biological process: regulation of nitrogen utilization. Gene Ontology annotation, molecular function: transcription corepressor activity. The record is from RefSeq and is marked provisional. The transcript has a single exon. Bases 1 to 1065 code for a protein of 354 amino acids. Lineage: Eukaryota; Fungi; Ascomycota; Saccharomycetes; Saccharomycetales; Saccharomycetaceae.